Arabidopsis lyrata subsp. lyrata is the source of this 1218-nucleotide messenger RNA. RefSeq lists its product as uncharacterized. The coding region runs from base 187 to 960 and encodes 257 amino acids. The transcript is spliced from 8 exons. Gene Ontology annotation, cellular component: chloroplast. NCBI's taxonomy places the organism in Eukaryota, Viridiplantae, Streptophyta, Magnoliopsida, Brassicales, Brassicaceae. Gene Ontology annotation, molecular function: protein binding. The record is from RefSeq and is a predicted model, not a curated record.
UGUUAACCCAUUGGUUUAUCAAGUGAAUAAAUAAACCGGGAUUUUCCGGUUUGCACAGCUUCGUUUCUUCCCUCCCAUUUGUCAUCUUAUCUUCUGCAAUUACUGGUAAAGUGAGCAAUCCGUUAAUCCCUAGAGAAACUGUAAUCGUCUCGUUGAUUCGGAGAAAUUUUUCUGGUUCCGCGGAAAAUGUCACUAACCCAGAUCGUGAAUCCUAUCAUAUAUCCAUCUCGCACAAUUCCACGGCGUUUCACGGCGAUUUCACCUUUUCAAACCCUAAACCCCCAAUUUUCCCGCCACCCACCUCACGCACUGUCUCGGAGACUCUUCCUUCCUUCUGUUUCCUCGAUAUGGGAUGCCAUAACCGGUGGUGGAGACUCGAACCCCCGUGAGGCCAUUGCAGCGGUUCGACGCGGAAUGCAGCUCUUCAGACAGGGUGAUGUUGCUGGAUCGGUGGCAGAGUUCGAUAGAGCAAUCGUUUUGGAUCCCAGGCAAAAGGCAUAUCUUUGGCAACGCGGGCUUUCUCUUUACUAUGUAGAUAGGUUUGAAGAAGGUGCAGAGCAGUUCCGGAUAGAUGUUGCUCAGAACCCAAAUGAUACAGAGGAGUCCAUUUGGUGCUUUAUCUGCGAGGCUCGGCUCCACGGUGUUGAUGUUGCACGAAAACAGUUUCUCGAGGUUGGUAGAGAUUCUCGGCCUGUGAUGCGGGAAGCUUAUAACCUAUUCAAGAAUGGUGGUGAUCCUGAAAAGUUAGUUAAUGACUUCUUGAGCGGUCAAGCAAGCGAAUACUUCUACGCUUCGCUGUACGCAGGGCUCUACUAUGAAGCUGAGGGUAAAUCAGAAAACGCAAAGUUUCAUAUAACCGCGGCUAGUGGAUCUCCAUAUGGGCAGAGGUCUGACGAUUAUAUGGCUUCACUUGCUAAAGUUCACUGCCUUAGUAGAAACUGGAGCUCAGGUAUUGUUUGAACCUGUUCAUGGUUUUGUGGAGCCAAACAUUCUUAGUUUUUAAGGCCCAAUUUGUGAUAUAUCAGCCCAAUUAAAAGUUGGACCUCGGUCUGUGAUUUCUGAAGUUUAAUUUAUGGGACCUGAAAAAAGAAAGGAAAUUACUCAAUUAGUAAGCUCUUAGAGAAUGUUUGGUCUUUUACUAUUAUCCCUCCUUGUAAGGUACAUAGAUGAUAGAAUAGAACUAUAGAUGUUUGGAAUGAAUUUUAAUUUAGCGGUUUA